Messenger RNA from Spinacia oleracea (spinach), 513 nucleotides. RefSeq names its product probable jasmonic acid carboxyl methyltransferase 1. The transcript has 3 exons. Lineage: Eukaryota; Viridiplantae; Streptophyta; Magnoliopsida; Caryophyllales; Amaranthaceae. The record is from RefSeq and is a predicted model, not a curated record. Gene Ontology annotation, molecular function: methyltransferase activity. The coding region runs from base 1 to 513 and encodes 170 amino acids.
AUGUCGAGCUAUGCUCAUAAUUCGAUCAUACAGGUACCAAAUGCAAUUUGGAAGGAAAACGGAGAAUCAUUGACAAAGGGGUGCAUCUACAUAAUAGAGACUAGCCCUCCCGAAGUGGUUAGAGCAUAUCAACAACAGUUUGCGAAUGACUUUUAUUCAUUUCUGAAAUCUAGGGCACAAGAGAUCGUCGAAGGUGGUAGGAUGGUCAUUAACAUGAUGGUUAGUACAUUAACCCAUGGCCCCGAACACAUGUGGGUACACAAGCUGAUGAACGUAGUGUUGAGGGAUAUGCUACAUCAGGGGUUGGUUGAUCAGAAGAAAGUGGAGGAAUUUAACAUCCCUUUCUAUCCUCCGACAAUGGAAGAAGUUAAAACAUUGGUAGCGAGCGAAGGAUCAUUCGUUAUACACAAGCAUGAAAUCUUCACCUUAGAUUGGGAUAUGCCACUGGAAUUAGGACACAAGAUUAUUCAUGAUGGGUUUAGCAGAGCAACGUUUGUAGCAGACACGGUUUGA